CCCUCGAGGUGAAGCUGUCCAGCACGGAGAAGCGGACGGCGCCGGGCGCCAAGGGCGCGGCCGCCAAGGGCUGGGCCGGCGACGCGUGGGGCGCGUCGGACGCCUGGGGCAAGGGCAGCUGGGGCAAGGGCGGCUGGUACGACGACUGGGGGAAGGGGUGCGGCAAGAGCGCCCCGUCCGGCGGGUCCGGCAGAGGCGGCGGCAAGGACAGCGAGAUCUCCAUCAAGGUCGGGAACCUGGCCUCGGGGACGACGACGGACGAGCUGCGGAAGGCCUUCGCCCGUGAGGGCAUCGAGGACCUCUCCGACGCCUACAUCCCGCCCGGAAAGGCCUUCGGCUUCGUGCGCUUCGCGUCGAUGGACGAGGCCCAGCGGGCGAUGUCGCUCGGGGCGGUCGUGAUACGCGGCGACCGGGCGCCGCUGGAGCUCGCGGAGGGCGCGAAGCGCUCGGCGCCGGCGCCGGCGGCCUACGGGGGCUACGGCCCGAUGGGGAAGGGCGGCUACAAGGACGACGGCUGGUGGGGCGGCAAGGGCGGCUGCGGCGGCAAAGGGGGCAAGGGCGGCAAGGGCGGCAAAGGGGGCGGCAAAGGGGGCGCCAAAGGGGAAGAGGUGUCGGUCAAGUUCGGCAACCUGCCGGACGGCGCCUCCAGCGACGAGGUGCGGGAGGCCUUUGGCGCUCACGGGGUCACUUCCAUGACCGACUGCUACAUUCCUCCCGGGAAGAAGUUCGGCUUUCUCCGCUUCGCCACCCAAGCGGAGGGCGAGUUCGCCGUCACCCGCUCGGUCUACGUCCGCGGCACCCAGCUGGCGCUGGAGCCCGCCGUGAGCUCCAAGCGGAACUCCGCGGAGAUGGCCUCCGCGGAGCGCUGGUAGCCUGCACCGAGCGCUGGCGCGAGGGCGCGGCUGCGCCCCUGCGCCGGCGCGAGGGCGCGGGUGCGCGCGCGCGCGCCCGCCGUGCCCCCCCC
Molecule: messenger RNA, 964 nt
Organism: Prorocentrum cordatum
Lineage: Eukaryota; Dinophyceae; Prorocentrales; Prorocentraceae
Source: the annotation of a GenBank genome assembly